AUGUUUUUUUUCAGAACGGAGAAUGUGUAUGAGAAGGAAAUUAAGGAGAUGAACGGGCUGGACAGCUCCAACCCCAUUGCCCAGAUGGAGGAGGACGGGGAGAACGAGCAGAAAAGGGAGAGAGAAAAAGUGAAGGAAAAAGAGAAGGAGAAAGAGAAGGAAAAGGAAUCCCCCUCCAGCGACCAUAAGGAAAAGAAACUCACGAAGAAAAACAAUUUUAUGAAAAUUUUUAAAAAGAAGAAGAAAAAAUCGGAAGAAAUGGAAGAGACGGUUUCGAAAAUAUACGACUCGGAAUGUAUGCUAUCAAAUCCGAAUAACGUAGACGAAGAUAAGUACUACCUCUCCUUCAGUGAGCUAAACAGAUGCGACGACAUGUCCGAUAAAAUCGUGCAGGAACGCAGCCCAAGGGAUGCCAAACAUGUGAGCAAAUCAUACACGAGAGAAUCAAACAAAAAGGAUAAAAAAGUAGACAAGAAGAUGUCAAGAGAAAGUAGAAAAAAAAUGAAGAUAAGAAAAAAAAAAACAAGAAUCCCCUCCAUUAAGAAGAUUAAAAAUGAGAAGAAGGACAAAAAUUCGGAAAAGCAAAAGGGUGGAGAAAAUUUCCAUGAGGCGGACCACGCGGAGGACAGAAGUUACAAUUUUGAACCACAUGAAGAUUUAAAAGAAGAAAUCGAAAAAAUAAAAAUAGAUAUAGACAAAAUUAAGAAAAAGGGAAAUGUAAAAAGAAUAUAUGACGAUUUGAAAUAUAUACUCCUUUUCCAAAAUGAAAUAAUUGACAUACUGAUAGAAGACAUCCGGAAGAAUAAAUUAAGGACAAAAUACGACUUGCUAGAAGACAGCACCGUGAAGGAUGAUAUAAAUAAAAUUAUCUUAAAUCACAUAACAUUGGAUCUUUUAAAAUUCAAAUACAUCAACACAAAAUUGAAGGAGCUAAUUCUCUGUGUAUAUGACACGAAGAAAUUUAACGCCUUGAUAAGAAAAAUAGUAUACAACAAAUUGGAUGAAAUGAAAAGAAUUGUGGAUAAAAAUGGAGAGCUAACUUUUGCAAAAACUAUGUUGAGCUUUCUAUACAAGCAGCUUAAGUACUGCCUAGAGGAAGAGGUGCAGUCCUACUAUGACCAAGUGAGAGAUCUGAACGAUGAUAUUCAUAACUUGAAAAAAAAUCUUGUUCACAUCAUUUUUGAGGCCAUAAAUGACGUGUGCUCAUUGCCACAUCCAAGUGAGAUAUACUCCACGGAUGAAAAGAACUCCAAGUAUGAAGCGGAGCUGAAGAAGAAGCGGAUCAUGUGUCCAGAAUAUCAGAAGGACUUGAAUGACUUUUUCUCCCUAUACGAUUGUGUGCAUGUCGAGGGAGGAAACACCCAUAAGCAGGGAGUAAACCAAAACAGGUUUAAAAAUUUCUGCGUUUUAGGAAGUGCGAGGAAGAAUAACCAUAUGAAUCCACCCAAAAUGAUGAGUAAGAAUGUAACCUUUGGUGAUCAUGCUGGUGGGGCCGUGGAAAAAACGCACUUCAUAAAUUCAGAACAGCUCCUAAAGUAUCCACCGUCUACCACCAUUUUAAAUCAUUCUUAUGUGGUUGGAGAUGUGCCCCGGAGGAACGACUCGAAUUUUAGAACCCACAGAUUCGUUUCGCACACCGCGCCCAUAGAUGGGAGUUAUUCAACGAAGGGACAUCAGCAGCCCUGUUCUUAUGUGUCUAAUUUGAAGGUAACAAAAGGGGGCACGUACUCAGAUGAUUUGAACCGUUAUUAUGGUGAGGCCACUUCUGCAGUGCUUAGCAAUGAAUAUGACGCAAAUGGUCUUCCCUACAUUUAUGGAAGAAGUGAUAGUCGCCGAAUGCAAAGCAGCAGUAAUCGUCUUAUGAGGGGCGUCGCUAAGGAAUGCCCACUAUUCUGUAAUGGACUGGAUAAAGUGACAACCUUGGGUAACUUUACGGAACAUACGAAUGAUCAUCCCGUGGUGGGGAACAAUCCCUAUGCGCAGUAUCGAAUUGUAUGUGCUGAUCUUCGCAGGGGGGAUGCAUCCAUUGUGAAGAAGAUGGACUGCAGCUCGCGGAUUAGGCAGCUCGUGGGAUGGAACACUCAUGCGGGUGGGUUCCCAGUACCUUCUUCUGUGUGCGUGCAGAAUGGUGAGCUAAUCGAAACGGGGCGCAUUGACCCGCUGCGUAGUGUUUACUUUGGCAGCGACCAUGACAGGAAAAACUAUAUAUACACUCCUCUCACAGGAGUCGUCGACCCCACCACUGCUACCCCCUCUACAGCCAAUAUGGCCACUCAUUUUGCACACCCGAGUGGUGUGGCGGACCAGGCGACAAACCCAAUGAAGUACACCGGAUUCGAAAUAAUAUCCAGCAAGGAAGACAUAAAGAAGCUGGAGGCGUUUCUAAACGACAAAUGGGGAAGUUUUAGGCUCUUUGAAAAGUGGAUCAAGGACUGCUCCAAAUGGCAGUGGAUAGAUUUGAAGCUUCAGAGAGAGUAUAUAAGUAGCAAUGUGGACUUGGAGAAGCUAAAGGAAGAAAAAAAAAAAUACUUGGAGAAAUGUAUAAACAAGAAAAUAAAGGAAUUGUGGUGCGGACGCAUGAAAGGUCUAAUGAAUUUGAAGCUAUGCGACAUGGAAAAAAAGAUUGCAAAGAAUUUUACAUCAAAUAAUAUCAUUAGUAAAAAUAUUUAUGACGUUAUAUUGGAUUACGAGAGGAGCUCUAUGUGCUACCAAGAUCUGUACGCGACGAUACUAAGUACAGAGGGGGACAACAAAAAGUUUACUUCACUAUUUAAAAAGUACAACGUGUAUAGAGAAAAGAAUAGUGAUGAUGAAGAGGCCAACAUCAGGCACGGGGAGGGGAAAAAGCACUCCAUUACCAACACGGAGGCUACUAAUGAUCCCCAUAAAAAAAAGGGCUAUGUGAAAUCCUUGAUUUACAGCUUUAAUAAGAAGUCCAACAAGCGGAGUAGUAGUAAAAAUGGCUCUCAUCUGAAGAAGGAAAAUGAGAAGUCGAACCAGAAGAAGGGGGGCACCACUUCCGUGAAGGAAUCUCCUAAUUCGAAGGAGCACACGUUCGCGGAAAAUGGAGUAAACGCGAAAAAGGGCAACACAGCUGUGAAGACGGAUGCGCAUACCGAUGUGAACAAAGACAACAUCGGCGAAGAGGUCCCUAGCAGCCACCUCGAUAGAGUAGACAGCUCCUACAUUUACAAGGAUUCGUACCUGAAUACUGACUCGCGAAUUAGGAGCGGAUCCAACAUAGGAUGCGAGUCCCGUAGUGUAAGAAACCCCUCUGAGAGGAGAAGCGACUCCCAUCGUAGUAGCAGUUCCAGCACCUCAGUACGAAUAGGACGGUCAAGCAUAAAGAAAAAAGAAAACAACGGCUCCUUCUUCGACAGUUUCUUUUUCUUCAAAAGUGAACCAAACAAGAAGAGCUCCGGGAGCAAGUCGGGUAGCUCCGAAUCAGCGGCCAAGUCAAAAUCCAAAUCCAAGUCGAGCAGCUCACAAAAUGAAGACGGCUACCCCAUGGAGUAUUCCAAAAUCGUGGAGUCAAGUAAAUACAACAAGAAGAAAAAGAAAAAAAAGAGCAAAAGGAGUAACAUGAGUACCUUUAAAAAGAUAUUUUAUCUGAACAGGAAAAAAAAAAGCAAGGACAAGUCCUCCGACAGCGAUGAAUCCUCGUCCGACUCGUCCGAAAAGGGGGAGAAAAAGGAAAAACGCGCAAAGCUUAAGCAAGACGCCACCAGGGGGGAGGAAAAAAACCAAACAAGGAAGUCAACACGGGAAAAGAGCAGCGUAAAAAAGGGAAGCCUAGACCAAAGUGACAUCUGUUCGGACCGUCACUCCUCCUCUGAUGAGGAAGAGUACAAAUCUGACGAAGAAUUCGAAUACGCACUUUUAGAAAAGGAAGUGGGGGACCAUCUACACUUGGAAGAGGGAAAGGAAGAAAUCGUGUCCAUUGAAGAGCUACACAAGGAACAGAGUUGCGAACUGCUUGCAAAGUCGAAUGUUAGCAGUGGUGUUGGCGCGAGGAAAAGUCUCAACGGGGUGAAGGAUGGAGGAAAGGAAGAAUCCAAGCAGGGGAAGCAGCAAGAAAAGAAGCAGGAGAAGCAAGGAAACGACAACACGGGGAAGCCAGAAAGCAAAGGAACAGGUGCGCAGGAAGGAAAAAAUGAACCCACAGGAAAUGGCAGAGCUAAGGGAGCAGAACCCACAUUGGUGAGCCAAAUUGGCGAUAACAUGCAGGAAAGCACACGUCGCUUGUCAUACACCAAAGUGAGUGAGCUAAAUAAGGUACACUCAUUUGUGGAGGGCCACUCGACCAGUUUAGGAAAAAAUUCCAAGCAAACUUCCAGCGUCAUACAUAAAAAGGCGAGUUCUUUUGUGAACGAUGGGUCAGGCGAACUGGGGGAACACAGAACGAAGUGCAACCGUUACGGUGAAGUCAACGUAGAAGCCCAGAAUGUAGCAGAGGAGACAGAAGAAAAAGUGGCAGAAGAAAUCGGAGCAAAUCACCACACAGCGAGGGGAGAAAAAUCACGGAAUAAUCGCACCCACGAGGGGGAACCCAGAAAUGGAAGCAAAAAAAAUAACUCCAUUACCCACUCGGACAUUUCGAACUACUCACAUGAUGAGGAAGAAGAGGAGAUAGACGCAGGAGGAAAGAAAUACGACAAGUUCUCAAGCCUAGGUUCCCUAAAAAAAGGAAACAAGAAAAAUAAAUUUAAUAAAUUUUUAAAGAACUUGGGAAAGUUUACCUUCAAGCCAUCGAAAAAAAAGUCCGAAAAAAUGUCUACUCAUACGAGCGAAAUCAUUUUGAAGAGUGCACCCAGUGUCGCUUCCAACGGAAGUAAUGAUGAGCAUAUGGAUGAAGAAAUAUUAGGAGAGGAUCACGAAGGGGUGGGGCCCAAAGGGUUGAGUACACAGGGGAAAAUGUAUAUGUCGAAGAGCUUCUUGCUAAGCAGUGACGUCAGUAAUAAAAAGGGGGAGAGUCACACCAAACGAAAAAUGAGCCAUCAGGUGGAUAAGUUAUAUUCCUAUAUAAACAAACUCAAGGAGAAGAAAAAAAGCUCCACCGAAAAGGAGGUAAACUUGAAUGAUGAGGGGACGAACGGUGCAGCGAGGGAGGAGCAACAGCUGAGAGACACAUAUAGCAAGUCAAGUGGUAAGGCAAUUCCCCCCAUGCGUAUUAUCAGUCGCAUCGAAACUUCGAACAGUAUAAAUGUGUCCAAUGAAAACAUCAAGAAGGAGGUAAAGAAAAACGAGUCCGAAGUAAACCCUUUGACGAACAGACCGUACAGCAGUGGCAACAUUAACAAGGGGGAUCAUUGUCUGGGUGAAGAUAUUCUGGAUAAGAGCAGCCCUACGGAGCAGAAAAACUCGCCGCGCUUUGGCUACAGCAUGUCUAAUCAAGAGAUCUCAGAAGGAAGCGACAAUUCAGGCGAUAGUGCCUCAGCUGGGAAUAUCACCUAUGAGGAGAGUUCAGGAAAAGGGAUUGAAGAAGCCACAGCGGAAAAGAAACACCGAAGUGGAAAAAUUGACGAGGGGAGAAAUGUUGCGGGUGUAAAGAGGAAGGAAAGGAAAAAGGACAAGGGGGAGAAGCUGGACUGGAAAAAUUCACUAAACUCGCAAAAUUCCCAGCACUCGCGGAACGCGCGGCGUCGAGUGAAAACGCCCAGCAUCUCGUCUUCCUCAGACAACCUAAGCAAUUACGUGAAGAGCAAGUACCAUGUUAAGGAGAGCGACGAAAUCCACAAAGAGGCGAUGAGCUCCGUAAGUGCCAUGGACAGGCACCUCGGCGACAGCAUGUACAGUAGCUUAUACCUUGAGGAGCGGGACGAGAAAUUUAAGAAAAAUAUUUCGAAAAAGUUUUUAAACAAAAAGAAAAGUUCAAGAGGUUCAAGAAGUGCAAGAAGUGCAAGAGGUUUCAAAAAAGGGAGUCGAAAGAAGGACGAAAAUUCCUCAAACUCUUUGGACAUUGUUAGGUUAUCCAGUUUUAAGUCAAAGUCAGAUGUGAAGCUCUCCUGCAGUAACAGCAAGGGCACUUCUUUCUCCUUGUGCGAUUCGAAGGAGUCUCACAUUUCGCGUGGGUACAUGUCCGACAGCAGGAAGGAGAAUAAUUCGUACUACAAAUAUGUCCAAUCGAUGUUACCCUUUGGGAUGAUGGCUCAUGGGGAAAAUGCUAGUUACGAUGGGGAUUCAGAAGAUGGAAGAAAGGGACGUCCAUUGCAGAUGGAUAGCUAA
Plasmodium inui San Antonio 1 is the source of this 6225-nucleotide messenger RNA. RefSeq lists its product as hypothetical. The coding region runs from base 1 to 6225 and encodes 2074 amino acids. The record is from RefSeq and is a predicted model, not a curated record. The transcript has a single exon. NCBI's taxonomy places the organism in Eukaryota, Apicomplexa, Aconoidasida, Haemosporida, Plasmodiidae.